UUUCUUUGAUAUAAACAAUAUUAUAAAGUUCAAGGUCACUAACCACUACCAAAAGCAAAAUAGUGGAAAUGGCACUGGCCCAUCAGGUAUUUUCACGAUGUAUUCAAGGUCAGAGGUUACUUUUGUGUUCCACACAUAUAAAUACAGUUGCACAAAAACGUGGGAUUUUCUACAAGAAGAAAAUUAUUUGGACUGAAAACACUCCCAAAUGGCUCUUUCAUGAAUACAAGUUUACCUUACAAGAACUAAAGUCCUUCGUCAAAAAGAAUCAGCUUGUUGAUAUUAAAGAAGAACAGAAAUAUGAUGAAGUUAAAGUGGCACAGGCAGGAAAAGACCUAGCAGCUGCACAUAUGUUCCUAAAACUUGGUGGAAAGGUGAAAUUUGUAGAUGAUGAUGUAUGGUAUCAGAAGUUUGAGCAUCAACCAUCACCAUUACCUACAACAUAUGAAGAGGGCUAUAAAGUGGAGGCUGUUGAUGUAUCUAAUAUAGUUUUCCUGCAUGAAGGUCUACAAUAUUUUUAUGAACUGGAGCAUGUUAAAUUUAUUCGGUUAUCAAAGAGUAAAUAUGUGGAUGAUUGGUACAUAGAAACGAUUAUACAGACCUGUCCUAAUUUAGAGGCUUUAGAUAUCAGUGAUUGUCCUCAAAUAACAGAUAAUGGCCUUGAGAUUCUCUAUAGAUUAAAAAAUCUGAAAGUUGUCAACAUUACAAACUGUCAUAAGAUUAAAUGCAGUGAGGCAAUAUGUGCUCAACUGUAUGAUCAGCUACCAGAUCUGAAUGUUAUCGGACUUGAUUCUUUAACUAAUGUGACAGGAAGUGUCGAUUUACUUGAAUAUGAAAUGAACACAAGUAGAUACAUGUCCUGGGGAUCCUUUUUAAACCAGAAACUUGGUCUCAACAAUGAAAUAAACAUUGAUGAUUUCAUGGUGUCACAGAUGAAAAAGUUAGGAAUAGAAAUUGACAGUGAUAAAGACAAUGCAAAUGCAGGAAAAAAGGAUGUUACUGAAGCACAUAAAGAUAGCCAUGUUGAAUCAGAUCUUAAACAUUCUACAGUAGGUUCUGUAAAUACUUAGAAUCAGGAUUUCAAGUCUUAUAUUGGUAGUUAUCAAUAAGAUAAGUAAGAUUGUAGCAGUAAUUUGUACUUUUACAUGUGAAAUUAUGACCCGGUGGUUCUUUAUGGAAAAUUACAACUGUAAGAAUUGCUUUCAGAUUAACAACAUGAAUUGGCUUUGUUCAUGAUGAAAUUAUGCAUUUAUUUUUUCGAUCAGCUUUUUGAAAGGAAAAAAUCUGGCAUGCACAUUUUGAUUUCAGUUCUGAAGACAUUCUGUUAUGAUGAAGAUUACCGAUAUCUCACAGUGCAGUACAUUAAUUAUUGAAAUAUAUUUUAACUGUAGCCAAACUUUUAGAUGAGUUGUAUUUGUAAUUAAUAAUUGGAAAUUACAACAGAAACAUGUUAACUGCAAGCACAGAAACAUCAACUCAUGUAUACAUGUUAACAGGUGAAAAAUAUCUGCUAUUUUGUGAUGUUGUACUUUGUUAAGAACAUCAGAAAUCAUUUAAUGGUUUUAAUUGUUGAUACCUUUAAAAAGAUUUGGAACUAGUAAUAAAAUUUGUUUUUGUUAUGCGAAGAAUCAAAUAGUUUUUCAUUCCUGCCCAUCAGCUUUUAUAUUUUCACUUGUUUCUAUGAUGCUUAUGAAAUUAGAACAUCUUUUUACACUCAAAAAAAUCUCUACAAUGCACUUUGGUAAUAUUAUUAAUGUAAUAAGUUUUUUUCUGCAUAUCUGCAUUACUUUUUUAUAGUUACUCAGAUGGCCUAGUAUAUUUUAUGUAUUUCUUAAUAACAUUUAGACAUAGAAAACAUAUAAUUAUAAAUGGGUCAUCUGAACAUUCUUGCUUAGUGUUAAAGAAUAAGAUAUAUAUUUAUUAAAUUCAGAUUUUGACACUAUAGAAAUUGCAUUCAAGACCAUCCAAUGGAUAAUCCUGUGAUUGCGAUAUGAGAAAUAAAGAGUUUGAACUGUUA
Messenger RNA from Ruditapes philippinarum (Manila clam), 2017 nucleotides. RefSeq names its product distal membrane-arm assembly complex protein 2-like. The transcript is spliced from 6 exons. The record is from RefSeq and is a predicted model, not a curated record. The coding region runs from base 69 to 1070 and encodes 333 amino acids. NCBI's taxonomy places the organism in Eukaryota, Metazoa, Mollusca, Bivalvia, Venerida, Veneridae.